UAAUCGCCGCAGAAUCGUUUGAUCUGUGUUCUUCAAUGCUCGCCUCUCGCACCCGGGCAGCGAUGAGUGAUUCGAGGACAGUGGAGGUGGAGGGUGAUCCUUGUGAGCCGGCGGGUGUCUGCGAGGAAAGCUCCCUCAUUACGACGGAUUCGUUCGAAGAAUUUUCCCAGGAGAUAAACAGUCUUCCGGCGGCGCAAGAUGGAUCUCCCACCGGACAGGAAGAACUUGGUGAGGGUGCACCACUGGCUGAUGCAAGCAGCACCAGCCCGGACAUUGAUAGCAACAUUAACCAAAUACAACAUGCCGAUCCGCCCGACGGCACCAUGAGCAAAUCAAGUUCCUUCAGCAGCGCCAAAAGCCGCGAAUUCGAUGCAUCCACCACCAGCCUUGCCGAACCGGAGACGGUCGCACCGGGAACGACUGCCAUUGAGCAGGAACUAGAGAGCGGCGACUACCUACACGAUGCCUCAUUUCUUAACCGGAAGCGCCACGUGUUCAUCCUGAGCAUGGCCGGGAAACCAAUUUACUCGAUGCACGGCAACGAAGACAAAUUGGCUACGCUGUUCGGGGUGAUGCAGGCCCUGGUCAGUUUCGUGCAGAGCGGUAACGAUACGAUUAAGUCGAUCCAUGCGGCGGGCGUAAAGUUUGUGUUUCUCGUCAAAUCACCCCUCAUUCUGGUGGCCGUUUCGCGGACUUCUCACAGCGUGCAACAGAUUCAGCUCCAACUGACCGACGUCUACAACCAGAUUCUCUCGACGCUGACGCUGAGUCACAUGAUCAAAACGUUCGAGAAGCGGAAAAACUUUGACCUCCGCCGAUUGCUGGCGGGCAGCGAGAGGCUUAUCGAUCACCUGCUGGUCAGCGACAAGUGCGAUCACAAGCUAGUGUCGAACAAUCCGUUCAGCUUUAUGACGCACUCGGUGCGCAUUCUGCCGCUUCAACCGUCGGUACGCGAAACGAUCGUGUCCGCCAUUCAGAGCAAUUGCGCGAAGAUCCGCAACCUCGUGUUCGCGGUGCUGAUCGCAAACAACAAGCUGAUCGCGCUCGUGCGCAUGAAGAAGUAUUUUAUCCAUCCCGCCGACUUGCGCUUGAUCUUCAAUCUGAUCGAGUGCUCCGAAAGCUUCAAGGCCGCCGAAAGCUGGACGCCUCUGUGUCUGCCAAAGUUCGAUUCGAGUGGAUUUCUGCACGCACACGUUUCGUACCUGGCCGAGGAUUGCCAGGCUUGCCUGCUGCUGUUGUCGAUCGAACGUGACGUUUUCUACACACUUUCCGAGGCAAAACGCAAAAUAACUGAGAAACUACGACGAAGCAAUUGCUUGGAGGCUAUCAACGAUGCGAUCAACAAUAAGGGCAUCAAGCUACUCAACAUUGGCAUUCCGGAGAUUAGACACUUCCUAUAUAAGAGCAAAUCGAACGCGCAGCUGCUCUGCUCCGAGUUGACGGUACCGUACGCAAGCAAUGCACAGUUUAAGCGGCUCGAAGGCAUGUAUUUUGCGCUGCACCACCGCAUCCACAACUCUGGCCGUCCCGUGAAGCUGAUCUAUCAGAUGAAGGAAAAGGAGGUGCUGCUGGCAUGGGUAACGCAGGCGUACGAGUUGUUUGUCACGUUUGAGCCGACGGUCGAAAAGAACGAAGUGAUCAGUCUCGUCAACAGACUGCUGAAGUGGAUCAAGAAGGAGGAGAACAGUCUCUUCAUCCUGUCUGCGCCGACAUUCUAGGAGUCGCUCUCUCUGUCGCCGCUGUUGCAGUACUUUUCCUUCAACACUGCUCACAGCUGGCCGACAGAGAUGGGUAACUCGUGAAAAUGACACGCUAAAUCCUAACACGGGUAGCUAAGGUUAAACAUUUGCCCACUUGUGGCGACAAAAACAAACAGUUAGACCAAUAUAUAGCUAAAUGUGCGAAAGUUGUGUUUGCGAACGUGCCGAAUGGAACCCCAGCAUUGGUGUGAAGUUAAUAUGUUGUACAUACUUAUUUAUGCUCCCAAUAUCGUUUGUAUUUGAUAACCCGCACUUGGCUAUCGUUUCCGCUUGGGGACAGUCGAAAAGAUCGACAAGUGUCUAGUUUUGUAGUUUCUUUGUUAACGUGUCCAACAAACUCAUUGCCCGAACCUGUCCCAGAAAAACCACACCGUGCGGGCGUACAUGAUACCAAAACGAAGUGAAAAGAUGCAACAAUGCAAUCAAAGAAAGGACAGAAACACAUCGUAGAUAAUAUAAAAGACAUAAAACAAAUCUCUGCAAGAGAAUUCGUUGCAAUACUAAAAACCUGAACGCCUGAAACAAAAAGUGAA
Messenger RNA from Anopheles cruzii, 2293 nucleotides. It is a transcript of the gene Mon1, whose product is annotated as vacuolar fusion protein MON1 homolog A. The coding region runs from base 36 to 1718 and encodes 560 amino acids. Gene Ontology annotation, biological process: endosome to lysosome transport via multivesicular body sorting pathway; protein targeting to vacuole. NCBI's taxonomy places the organism in Eukaryota, Metazoa, Arthropoda, Insecta, Diptera, Culicidae. The transcript has 4 exons. The record is from RefSeq and is a predicted model, not a curated record.